AUGUCCGCGAAGAGCAUUCUCGAAGCCGAUGGCAAGGCCAUCAUCAACUACCACCUCACCCGUGCUCCGGUGAUCAAGCCCAGCACUCUCCCUCCUCCGACUAAGCACAACGCCCCCCCCAGGCUUGCUUCGCUGCACUUCCCUGAGGACAAGGACGUCAACGCCGUGCUCGACCAGGCCGAGAUCACAUACCCGUGGCUGCUUCACCAGGACGCCAAGUUCGUCGCGAAGCCAGAUCAGCUCAUCAAGCGACGUGGCAAGAGCGGUCUGCUUGCGCUCAACAAGUCAUGGGCCGAGGCGAGGGCGUGGGUUGCUGAGCGCGCUGGCAAGACGCAGAAGGUCGAGCACACAGAGGGUGUUCUCCGUCAAUUCCUGGUUGAGCCCUUCGUGCCGCACCCUUCUGACACCGAAUACUACAUCAACGGCGACUGGAUUCUCUUCACCCACGAGGGUGGUGUUGAUGUCGGUGAUGUCGACGCCAAGGCGGAGAAGCUUCUCAUCCCCGUCGACCUCAAAGAAUACCCGUCAAACGAGGAGAUCGCUGCCACUCUCCUGAAGAAGGUCCCUAAGGGCAUUCACAACGUCCUCGUCGAUUUCAUCACCCGCCUCUACGCCGUCUAUGUUGACUGCCAGUUCACAUACCUCGAAAUCAACCCUCUGGUCGUCAUCCCCAACGAGGAUGCCACUUCCGCCUCGGUCCACUUCCUCGAUCUUGCUGCCAAGCUUGACCAAACAGCAGACUUUGAGUGCGGUGUGAAGUGGGCUAUUGCCAGGUCGCCGGCCGCCCUCGGCAUCACGGCCCCGACGAGCAGUAGUGGCGCCGUUAGCAUCGACGCCGGCCCGCCGAUCGAGUUCCCCGCUCCGUUCGGCCGUGAACUCACUAAGGAAGAGGCUUACAUUGCCGAACUUGAUGCGAAGACUGGUGCCUCGCUUAAGUUGACCGUCCUCAACCCCAACGGCAGGAUCUGGACCCUGGUUGCCGGUGGUGGUGCCUCCGUCGUCUACGCUGAUGCCAUCGCAUCGGCUGGCUUUGCCGAUGACCUCGCCAACUAUGGCGAGUACUCCGGUGCCCCCACCGAGUCCCAGACCUAUCACUACGCCCGCACCGUCCUUGACCUGAUGCUCCGUGCUCCCAUGGAUCCUAAGGGCAAGGUUCUCUUCAUCGGCGGCGGUAUCGCCAACUUUACCAACGUUGCUAGCACAUUCAAGGGUGUCAUCAAGGCGCUCCGUGAGUACGCCAACACCCUUAACGAGCACAACGUCCAAAUCUGGGUCCGCCGCGCGGGCCCCAACUACCAGGAGGGUCUCAAGAACAUGAAGGCCGCGACACAGGAGCUUGGCCUCAACGCCAAGAUCUUCGGCCCCGAGAUGCACGUCAGUGGCAUCGUACCCCUAGCUCUCAUUCCCGGCAAGUGGGAGGAGAGCAAGGCUGAGGAGUUUAAGGCUUAA
Messenger RNA from Dichotomopilus funicola, 1449 nucleotides. RefSeq lists its product as uncharacterized. NCBI's taxonomy places the organism in Eukaryota, Fungi, Ascomycota, Sordariomycetes, Sordariales, Chaetomiaceae. The record is from RefSeq and is a predicted model, not a curated record. Gene Ontology annotation, cellular component: cytosol. The transcript is spliced from 3 exons. Gene Ontology annotation, biological process: fatty acid biosynthetic process; tricarboxylic acid cycle; acetyl-CoA biosynthetic process. Bases 1 to 1449 code for a protein of 482 amino acids. Gene Ontology annotation, molecular function: ATP citrate synthase activity.